Molecule: messenger RNA, 2007 nt
Organism: Eruca vesicaria subsp. sativa (arugula)
Lineage: Eukaryota; Viridiplantae; Streptophyta; Magnoliopsida; Brassicales; Brassicaceae
Source: the annotation of a GenBank genome assembly
AUUUAAUUUUAUCUCAAUACACAUUGGCUUCUAUAUAUAUCGAACACGUUAAACGUGUAUGUAUAUGCAUAUAGUUUUAUACUCUUCUAUAAAUAUAUGUGGCAGUAACGAAGGAGGAGACAUCAAUCACACAACAAAGCUUUGAGAGAAGGAAAAAAAAAGCGAUAAAAGCGAGAAGCCUAAAGAAACAUAUCAAAAGAGAAGAAAUACAAUUUUAUUUUCGUUUUAUCAAAAACAUCUUUGAAUUUUAUGGCAGCCCGUCUCCUCCGAACAAACUUUAUCCGUCGUCCUUACCGUUCCUCCGCUUUAAGCCCGGUGGGUCAGCCCACCGUGACCGCUUCAACCGCCGUCGUCCCUGAGAUACUCUCCUUCGGACAACAAGCGCCAGAGCCGCCUGUCCACCACCCAAAACCAAACGAAGCUCACCAUGACAUCGAUCUCUCCGACCAAGCCCGUCUCUUUGCCUCUGUCCCAACCUCUGACCUCCUCCGCUCCACCGCCGUGUUGCAUGCGGCGGCGAUAGGUCCUAUGGUGGAUCUUGGGUCGUGGGUCAUGAGCUCUAAACUCAUGGACAACGCGUUAACACGUGGUAUGGUCCUUGGACUUGUGAAAAGUACGUUUUAUGACCAUUUCUGCGCCGGUGAAGACGCUGACGCAGCCGCGAAACGCGUUAGUAGCGUUUACGAGGCGACGGGUCUUAAAGGUAUGCUUGUGUACGGCGUGGAACAUGCCGAUGAUGCUGCCUCUUGUAAUGAUAACAUGCAACAUUUCAUUCGGACCAUUGAAGCUGCCAAAUCCUUACCAACGUCCCACUUUAGCUCAGUGGUCGUGAAGAUAACCGCGAUUUGUCCCAUCAGUCUUCUAAAACGAGUGAGUGAUUUGCUUCGUUGGGAAUACAAGACUCAGAACUUCAAACUCUCAUGGAAGCUCAAGUCUUUUCCGGUUUUCUCCGAUUCAAGCCCUCUCUACCACACAAACUCUGAACCGCAACCCUUAACCGCCGAAGAAGAACGUGAACUUGAAGCAGCCCACGUAAGGAUCCAAGAGAUCUGUAGGAAAUGUCAAGAGUCCAAUGUACCUUUGUUGAUCGAUGCUGAAGACACAAUCCUCCAGCCUGCGAUCGACUACAUGGCUUACUCAUCAGCGAUCUUGUUCAAUGCGGACAAAGACAGACCGAUUGUUUACAACACGGUUCAGGCCUACUUGAGAGAUGCUGGUGAGAGGUUGCAUUUGGCUGUUCAAGAAGCUGAGAGAGAAAAUGUUCCUAUGGGGUUUAAGUUGGUGAGAGGUGCUUAUAUGUCUAGUGAAGCUAGGUUAGCAGAUUCCUUGGGGCACAAGUCACCAGUCCACGACACAAUUCAGAACACGCACGCUUGCUACAAUAACUGCAUGACUUUCCUAAUGGAGAAAGCCUCAAACGGCUCGGGCUUUGGUGUUGUUCUUGCAACACAUAACGCUGAUUCUGGGAGACUUGCAUCAAAGAAGGCGAGUGAGCUCAACAUCGAUAAACAGAACGGGAAGAUAGAGUUUGCGCAGCUAUAUGGUAUGUCAGAUGCAUUGUCAUUCGGUUUAAAGAGAGCCGGGUUCAAUGUUAGCAAGUACAUGCCAUUCGGACCGGUGGAAACCGCUAUACCGUAUCUUGUCCGACGUGCUUAUGAGAACCGGGGAAUGAUGGCCACUGGAGCCAUUGACCGUCAACUCAUGAGGAUGGAACUUAAGAGGAGAUUACUAGCUGGAACUGCGUGAAGAGAUGAGUUUAAUUUUCCUUAUGUAUGGAGCCAGUAAAUGGAACUGGGAAAUGUAGCUCAAAAGAUUCGUUCUAUGUAGAUUAUAAGAAAAAUAUAUAAUGUAAGAAAUUGAGUAGGUAAGAACAUUUCAUGUGAUUUUGUUGUAAGGGGGUUAAUAUUUAUUUAUAUCAUUCAUUAAUGUAUAUUCACCCUUUCUUAUCAAUAAUAAUGGAAUUACCUUUUUAUUUACUCUGCAUUCGGUCAUUUAACAUGUUUCACC